Messenger RNA from Mustela erminea (ermine), 5458 nucleotides. It is a transcript of the gene EDEM3, whose product is annotated as ER degradation enhancing alpha-mannosidase like protein 3. The transcript is spliced from 21 exons. The record is from RefSeq and is a predicted model, not a curated record. The coding region runs from base 238 to 3042 and encodes 934 amino acids. Gene Ontology annotation, cellular component: membrane; endoplasmic reticulum. Lineage: Eukaryota; Metazoa; Chordata; Mammalia; Carnivora; Mustelidae. Gene Ontology annotation, molecular function: mannosyl-oligosaccharide 1,2-alpha-mannosidase activity; calcium ion binding. Gene Ontology annotation, biological process: endoplasmic reticulum mannose trimming; mannose trimming involved in glycoprotein ERAD pathway; carbohydrate metabolic process.
UCCUACGACACCGGAAAGCUGGGGGAGGUGCUCGGGGCUGCUGAGGGCGGAGGGCGGUGGCAGCGCUGGCGCUGGGGACCGGCUCUGUGGUUUCGGGAAGCAGAUCGGCGACGGCUGCCGCUCGCGUAGCUCCGCAUCCCGCCCUCGGCACGGCUCGCAGCCCCCUUGCCACCGGCGUCCGGCAAUGUGUCCCACCGGCCGGGCGUAGCCGCUGCGCGUGCGCGGAACCGUGGGGCCAUGAGCGAAGCCGGCGGCGGCCGGGGCUGUGGGUCCUCGGUCCCCCAGCGAGCGCCAUGGAGCCUGGUGGCGGCGACGGCCGCGUUCUGCCUGGUGUCGGCCACAUCCGUGUGGACGGCGGGGGCCGCGCCCAUGAGUAGGGAGGAGAGACAGAAGCUUGGGAAUCAAGUACUGGAAAUGUUUGAUCAUGCUUAUGGUAACUAUAUGGAACAUGCUUACCCAGCUGAUGAACUCAUGCCUUUAACCUGUAGAGGUCGCGUUAGAGGCCAGGAGCCAAGUCGGGGGGAUGUUGAUGAUGCCUUGGGAAAAUUUUCCCUGACACUGAUUGAUUCUUUGGACACUCUUGUGGUAUUAAAUAAAACUAAAGAAUUUGAAGAUGCGGUGAGAAAAGUUUUAAGAGAUGUUAAUUUAGAUAAUGAUGUAGUUGUAUCAGUCUUUGAAACAAACAUCAGAGUUCUUGGGGGUCUUUUGGGUGGACACUCAUUGGCAAUCAUGCUGAAAGAAAAAGGGGAGUACAUGCAGUGGUACAAUGAUGAACUUCUCCAAAUGGCCAAGCAAUUGGGUUACAAACUUUUACCAGCUUUCAAUACUACCAGUGGCCUUCCUUAUCCAAGAAUUAAUUUAAAGUUUGGUAUCAGAAAACCAGAAGCUCGGACUGGAACUGAGACAGAUACCUGUACAGCUUGUGCAGGUACCUUGAUCCUUGAGUUUGCGGCUUUAAGUCGAUUCACAGGAGCAACAAUAUUUGAGGAAUACGCAAGAAAAGCUCUUGAUUUUCUCUGGGAAAAAAGACAACGAAGUAGUAAUUUAGUGGGUGUGACUAUAAAUAUUCAUACUGGAGAUUGGGUAAGAAAAGAUAGUGGAGUUGGAGCAGGGAUUGAUUCCUAUUAUGAAUAUCUAUUGAAAGCCUAUGUCUUGCUUGGAGAUGACAGUUUUCUGGAAAGAUUUAAUACACACUACGAUGCCAUAAUGAGGUACAUUAGCCAGCCACCUCUUCUGCUUGAUGUACACAUCCACAAGCCAAUGCUGAAUGCUCGAACUUGGAUGGAUGCUUUGCUUGCCUUUUUUCCAGGUUUGCAGGUCUUAAAGGGGGAUAUUAGACCUGCUAUUGAAACUCAUGAAAUGUUAUAUCAGGUGAUAAAAAAACAUAAUUUCCUACCAGAGGCAUUUACCACGGAUUUCAGGGUACAUUGGGCUCAACAUCCUUUAAGACCAGAAUUUGCAGAAAGUACCUACUUCUUAUAUAAAGCUACAGGAGAUCCUUACUACCUUGAAGUAGGGAAAACACUUAUUGAAAAUUUAAAUAAAUAUGCUAGAGUGCCUUGCGGAUUUGCUGCCAUGAAGGAUGUUCGUACUGGAAGUCAUGAGGACAGGAUGGAUUCUUUCUUCUUGGCUGAGAUGUUUAAGUAUCUUUACCUGCUAUUUGCUGAUAAAGAGGACAUUAUUUUUGACAUAGAAGAUUACAUCUUUACAACAGAAGCUCAUCUGUUACCUCUUUGGCUCUCUACUACAAAUCAAAGUAUCUCUAAGAAGAAUACAACCUCAGAUUAUACAGAACUGGAUGACAGUAAUUUUGACUGGACUUGUCCAAACACUCAGAUUCUCUUUCCUAAUGAUCCACUGUAUGCUCAGAGUAUUCGUGAACCCUUGAAAAAUGUGGUGGAUAAGAGCUGUCCUAGAGGCAUCAUCAGAGUCAGAGAGGAGAGUUUCAGGAGUGGAGCUAAACCCCCUCUGAGAGCCAGAGAUUUCAUGGCCACUAAUCCUGAACAUUUAGAAAUCUUGAAGAAGAUGGGGGUGAGUUUGAUUCACCUCAAAGAUGGGAGAGUCCAGUUGGUUCAACAUGCAAUCCAAGCUGCUAGUUCAAUUGAUGCUGAAGAUGGGUUGAGGUUUAUGCAGGAGAUGAUUGAAUUGUCAAGUCAGCAACAGAAAGAACAGCAGCUACCUCCACGGGCUGUACAAAUUGUUUCCCACCCAUUUUUUGGCAGGGUAGUGUUAACUGCUGGACCAGCUCAGUUUGGGCUAGAUCUGUCUAAACAUAAAGAGACCAGAGGAUUUGUUGCAAGCAGUAAACCAUACAAUGGUUGUUCAGAGCUUACUAACCCCGAGGCAGUGAUGGGAAAAAUCGCUUUGAUACAAAGAGGACAGUGCAUGUUUGCAGAAAAGGCUCGCAACAUUCAGAAUGCGGGUGCCAUUGGUGGCAUUGUUAUUGAUGACAAUGAGGGGAGCAGCAGUGAUACUGCCCCUCUGUUCCAGAUGGCGGGUGAUGGAAAAGACACAGAUGACAUCAAGAUCCCCAUGCUGUUCUUAUUCAGUAAAGAAGGAAGCAUCAUACUGGAUGCCAUCCGGGAGUAUGAGGAGGUGGAAGUGCUUCUUUCUGACAAAGCAAAAGAUAGAGAUCCCGACCUGGAAAGUGAAGAACAGCCAUCCUCUGAAAACGCUUCUCAGGAUCAGAGUGCUGAACAGGUUACGCCAAGUUCUCAGGAGGUUGAUUUGGUUGAUCAAGAGUCUCCUGAGGAAAGUUCUCUAAACUCAGAACCAGAAUCAUCAUCUCCAGCAGAUACGGACAAUGCUGCAAGCGUUUCUGCUUCUGAACAGAAUUCUAACCCCAUGGAGAACCAUGAGACUACAAGUCUUGAUGGUGAAUGUACAGAUUUAGAUAACCAACUCCAGGAACAAUCAGAAACUGAGGAAGAUUCCAAUCCUAAUGUUAGCUGGGGUAAAAAGGUCCAGCCUAUAGACUCCAUAUUAGCAGACUGGAAUGAAGAUAUAGAAGCCUUUGAAAUGAUGGAGAAAGAUGAACUAUGACUCACUAAAGAAUCCGGUGAUAUUCCUUUUGAUAUGGACUUGAAAAGUAAUCUAUGGUAACCUGUGUAAGAAGCAUACACAGUGGCAACUAACAUAUAGCCAUAUAGCUUAAUGAGAAUUUAUUUUCCCUUUUUUUUUUGGUGGCAGUCUGGUGCCGGCCGCAUUUAAGUUUUAAAAUCUGUUCUUGAUACCCUGUAGACAGCCCUGUAAUUGAAAUCAUGGUUUUAUUCAUUUUAUUUAUUUAUUUUUAAACUUACUAAAUCAGUUCUAAAGGAAUAUUUGUGAGACUUAAUUUUCUUUCUCUUUACCGUGACAUUACAUAUUAAUCUUUUCUUAAAACACAGUUUUGAGGUACUGAUGAACUUAAACUGUAUGGGGAGCUGUUAAACUGUAUGGAGAGCAGUGCUGUAUUGUAGUUAUGUAUAUUCGUGUACAGUAUGUCUUAGAUCCCAAGUAACAUAAUCUUUUCUAAGGGGAUAAAUAGCUGCUUUCAAAAAUUCCAGCUAAAUAUAAUUGGGUCAAUGAAUAAUAAAACUAAUAGAGAAUUCACGUUUUAGGGGGAGGGCGGGGAAGAGUAGUAGAAUAAGACCUUUAUUGGCCCUUAAUUAAACCUGACACUAAAAUGGAUAUUUUAGUCUUUCUGCAUGUGAAAUUUGGUGUAAGAAGAUAGAACUAUAAUACAUACAGUAUACGGAAGGAUAGACAUAGUGCUUUGUUCAUAUUAAUUGCAAAGCUGCCAAAAUAGCUGAAGCUUAAUUACUUGACUUGCCUUGAUUUAUAGGACUGGGGCUUGCAGAAAAGGAGCAGAUGUUCCUCUUAAGACUUUGAUUCCAGAAGCCUUAUAUACAUUGAUUUGAUUUUGUAUUUGUAGCUCAGAGCCAUUGUUGUCUAAAUUCAACUUUUCUAAGUUAACAAAACAACGUGGUUUUUUCCCCCAGCAAAGAUCUCAAGGUAUACGAGAGCCUCCUUAUUACUUUCCCUGCCCUUGGCCAUUAGGGAGAGUUCUUGCCGUUCCUUGACGUCUAGAAGCAGAUUGUUCACUUUUUUUAUAAAAGUGAAUCCUAUUAAAAUAUGUAUAUAUAACAAGUUAUACUUAACACCCAGAAGGAAUCAUAUUUGAUUUUUCCCUAUUUGAGAAGGUGUAAUGUUCAGCUUCAGAACUCCCAACGUUAUCAUUAACAACACAUUCUUAUUUGACGUACUGCCAUGAAGUUGUUUUUUGAGUUCAUUAAAAAAUUCCAACAGCAUUAGGUGGUUUUUUUUUUUUUGAAUGUUUUGUUUUUUAAAUACUUUUGAUAGAUGUUUUAUUUACUUCCUGAAUAUUCAGGGGAUUCUAUGAGACCCUGAAUUUUAGAAACAUCUGGUCUACCUCAGUUAAAUGUUGACUGCAUAGAAACAGAGCUGAAGUGAUCACCACAGCCAUAAAAUUGUUGGACUAAGAAGGAUUUAUACAAUGUUUACAAACCUGGAAUCAAGUAAGGAUUUUAUCUGAAAGUGAAAAAUUAGAUAUUAGAGCAAGUAUUUAAUUCAGGUAUUUUCAAGUUUUAAAACUUAACUUGUUUACCUAACUAAAAAAUAGCUGUAGCUUUUUCUGCUUAUGAAAGUCUAUUAAAAUGAUACACCCUAAUUUGCAAUAAUUUUCCCAUAAAGUAGGUGUGACAGAAUUGUAAUUUACUGGAUAUGUUUAGGAUGGGAUAUUUUGUUGGGUAGGUUUUGUUUUUUUUCUUUUCUUUUUAACCUUUAAUAGGCUUCCAACAAUAAUAUAACUGUUGUUUCAGAACAAAUUGUUUUUUGACAUUAUACUUUCCCCUUUUUCUUCACAGUAUUAGAGAGUAAAAUGAAAAAUUGUGCACUCUCUGGUUUUAAUUUCUAAUUAAUUAUUCUUUUGAGAAUUUCUUUAAAAUUUAAAUUACCAUCAUAGCCCUUUUUACAAUAAAACCAGCAUUUGUUCUCUCACCAAACCCCAUGCCAGAUUCAUCAUAAAGGAAGCUCAGCAUAAGUAAUUCAGAUAGUGCUUAUAAUUUUGGAAGUGGGCGGUGGGGGGGGGGAGCUGAUUUAGUAAAUAUUUCAACCGGUCGUUUUAUGCACAAGGCUUCAGUCAGAACAUAGAAAAAAAAAACAUUCUGUGAAUGAAAUAUUGUAUGUUCAGAUUUUAUAAAAGACAUUUUUAAAAGCCCAAUUUACAGCCGUAUAUUUUCUUAUGAUGUAAUUUAUGAAAAAGAUGUCUGUACUAACAGGUGCUGUAACACUACUGUUGUUGGAUUUUGUUGUUUGGUGAUAAAUGUAUACAAUAUUUCUAAGGGAAACUAUGUACUGUGAUGUAAAAGUCUGGGCAAAAUGUAUAUAAUCCUUGUAUAUAAUUGUGUAUUUGAUUAUAAUUACUGAUUGUAAAGAUUUAAUAAAAUAUGUAAAUAUU